Molecule: messenger RNA, 3370 nt
Organism: Monomorium pharaonis (pharaoh ant)
Lineage: Eukaryota; Metazoa; Arthropoda; Insecta; Hymenoptera; Formicidae
Gene: NUCB1
Product: nucleobindin-2
Exons: 11
Coding region: 280-1962 (560 amino acids)
Cellular component (GO): extracellular exosome; endoplasmic reticulum-Golgi intermediate compartment
Molecular function (GO): calcium ion binding
Source: RefSeq, a predicted model, not a curated record
GCCACACUGCCAGUCUGCCAGCAGUGCUAGUAGUGGUCUGAAUCGUCGGGUCGGAUUUGGAAAGACUUUCAGCAGCAGUGUGCAGUGCACUUGUGCAGCAGUGUUCGUCAGUGUUCGCUGCUCGCCCUGCGUGGUACGGUUUAGUACACGUUGUUCUCUCACCGCUUGCGUCGUGUUUGCGCUCGCAACGUCAGUCUGUUCUCGACUUCGACGGGCAUCCAGCAGUCACCUGGACAUCCGGCAUCGCGACACCCGUUAACGUAAGCCGAGUCCUCGAAAAUGCAGUACCUUCUACCAUUAUGUUUAGUAGUUUUAAUAAUACAGACGUCGAUCGCACCGCCUGUAGAAAAAAAGAAGGAAGAUAAUAAAGACAAGGAGCACGAGGUUUAUAAUGAUGAAGAUUUAGAUAAGUACGGUGAAUAUCAAUUGGAAUAUCAUCGGUACCUGAAGGAGGUGGUCCAGGCUCUAGAAAGUGAUCCGGAAUUUCGCGCAAAGUUGGAAAAAGCCAACGAAGCGGAUAUACAUUCAGGCAAGAUAGCGCAUGAGCUGCAGUUCGUGGACCACAAGAUCAGAACGAGGUUGGACGAAUUGAAACGAGAAGAAUUGGAGAGACUCCGACAUCUUGCCACUAAGGAACAUAAUUUAGUGAAUGGACUAGAUGUAGACCAUUUAAAGAUAGCAGAAUAUUUAGAUCAUUCUAAUACGCAUACGUUCGAGAUAGAAGAUUUAAAAAAAUUGAUUGCUAAGACCACGAAAGACUUAGCAGAAGCCGAUAAACGGAGACGGCAACAAUUUAAAGAAUAUGAGAUGCAGAAGAAAUUCGAAGAAGAACAAAAGAUGAAGGGUAAUACUGGUAUGAAGGAGGAAGCGAGGAAGAAAUAUGAGGAAGAAUUAGAAGCGAUGAAGAAGAAGCACAAGGAACACGAACCUUUGCAUCAUCCUGGUAGUAAACAACAAUUGGAAGAGGUAUGGGAAAAGCAAGAUCAUAUGGAAGAUCAAGAUUUUGAUCCCAAGACAUUUUUUUACCUUCAUGAUUUAGAUGGCAAUGGUUUUUGGGACCAGGACGAAGUAAAAGCCCUGUUCUUGAAGGAACUGGAUAAACUUUACAGCGAAGGUGCACCUGAAGAUGACAUUUAUGAAAGACGGGAAGAAAUGGAAAGAAUGAGAGAACACGUGUUUAAUGAAGCUGAUCUUAAUCACGAUGGCCUCAUAAGUUAUCAAGAAUUUUUAGAACAAACGAAGAAACCCGAUUUCCAACAAGAUGAAGGAUGGCAGGGAUUGGAUGAGCAACAAAUUUAUUCUCAGCAAGAGUAUGAAGCUUUUCAGAGACAAAGACAGGAAGAACUCCAAGGAAGAAUUGCCAAAGGAAUGUUACCACCAUCCCCUGAUGCACAUCUACCUGUCCAACAUGAACAGUUCCCACCGCAGUAUCAACAGCAGUAUCAUCCACAAGUACCUCCUUCGCAACAACAAUAUCCAGGACAAGUACCACCGGUAGGCCAUAUACCGCAAUAUCAAGGUCAAAUACCGGUGCAGCAACAACCAUAUCAACCUCAAGUGCCACCACCUCAGCAACAUUAUCCUAAUCAGAUUCCACAACAGCAACAAUACCAAGGACAACAACUGCAGUAUCAAGUACCAGUACCACAACAGCCUCAGUUCCAGGCUCACCAGCAGUAUCAGGGCCAACCUCAGCAAGCGCAACAAUUCCAUGGUCAGCCUCAACAAAUCCAACACGAAACCCAAGGCCAACCUCAGCAAGCGCAACAACAAACCCAAAGUCAGCCUCAGCAGGCUCAACAAACACAACAACAACAACAAAUACAGAAUCAAGUGCCACAGAAUACUCAGAGUAAUGUUCCAUCGAGUAAUCAAGGCGCCGCCCAAGCCAGUCACAAUCUUCCGCAGCAACAAGAUUCGAUACCUAAACAACAAAUCAACCAGAACAGUAUACCACACUAGAUAACGCGAUACGAAUAGUUGAUAAAAAUAUUUUAGCUCAUUUCUUUUUAAAUCGUGAACUAAUAAAAAAUAUUGCGGACAGUUCUCAAUUUAAAAAGACUAUAUGAGAUUCCAAAAAAUUUAAUUUCGGAGAAGUGCAACCAAAAAUAUAGAUAUAUAUUUUACAGCAAAAAUAUAGACGAUUUUUCUUUUGUAUCGUUUUAAGAUUUAUGUCGUUACAUCGGCCAUAUUUAGUUAUGACGUGAAAAACAAAAUAAAUUCUUUAUUUGCAAUUUACAUAUUUUUUACAAAUAUGUAAAUUAGUUUUACUUUUAUCUUCUUGGAUAAAAAUUUCAAUUUUAAAAGAGAGUCUUUACGUAUUCAAAUCAGUAAAAACUAUAUUGAUUAUUUGCCGAGCGAAUGCUGCAUGGUUAACAAGCAACUCGUACAUUGUUGAAUAUGUGCUUUCAAAAUAAUAUAAACUAUAAUUAUUGUUGUAAUAAAAAUUAUAUAUUCUAAAAUUAUCAUUAUUAGAAUAUUAAAAUUAUCAUUAUUAGAAUGGUAUGUUCCAGAAUGGUUUCUUCCAUUAACAAUUUAAUUAAGGAAUUAUAUUUUUUGAUAAUGUUACAUUUUAUAUUUUAAAUAUAUUUUCAAUGAAGUAAGUGAAAACCCUAAAUUUAAAUAAUGUUACUAAAUGUAAAAUAAAAUAAUAUUGUUAAAUCCACAAUAUAAAUUAACCAACAUGUGUAUUGACAUUAUUCGGAUAAAUAAUUUAUAAUAAAUCGCUAGCUAGCAAAUGAAAAUAUUCGCAAUUAAGCUAGCUAUCAACAAAAUUAGCAAACCAAUUAAACAUCUUUACCAUUCAUUUACCAAUGUAUUUGCUCGGUAGAAGGUUAGAUACUUUGCUGGUAUGAAUACUUUCUUUAUUGGGUUUUAUUAAAAUAAUUUUAUUAUAUAAUUCAAACCCAAAUUAUCGAUUGAGCUUAAUGAAAACUUGAUCGGUUCAACCGUUUUUGAGAUUCAAUGAUCUCGGAUGCUUGCAAGUCGCAUACUGGCUUUGCGUGUUUAUUUGGCGCGAGUUACUGCCGUAUCUCUUGAUUUAUCUUAAUACAUGAGUGAUAUCAUAUUUUGUCAUAUACUCUACGAAAGAAAAGAUUCAUAUGACUUUUCAUUUCAUUACUCAAUAUGGUUGUAAUUAGGAAAAGUUUUAAUCAUACGCAUGUACAAAAAGAGUACGUUAAAUUUAUUUAUAAAUUACGGAUGUCAUUCAACGAAUUGUUCUUAAAAUCCAUGGUUUAUCAUGUUUUCAGAGAAUUAUUUCUUUGUUACUGUUAGAAUUUACUUGAUACUCGAGAAAUUUGCAAUUAUUUAUAUUAUAUUGUACAAAUGUCUCAAUAUCUUACUAAAUAAAUGUUUUCCGAAAACGCAA